Messenger RNA from Seminavis robusta, 3905 nucleotides. Lineage: Eukaryota; Bacillariophyta; Bacillariophyceae; Naviculales; Naviculaceae. The record is from the annotation of a GenBank genome assembly.
CCAGCCUGUUUUUUUGACACGGCGUCCGGGUCCUCACAAACCUCGCCGUAAGCCAGAGAGAGACAACCAUAAUAAAAGCGCAGCGAGAAAGCAAGAGAAGAGCAGAGCAUCGGAGAGGAGACAAAGAGAAAGAGCAAGGACAAACAUUCACCAUGGUCCUCGGCGAUAGAAGCGCAGACGACACGAAAGACUACAAGAUUUGCGAUGCAAUUGGUGGUUUGGAUGUGACUCGUUUGGUGUCGACCAAUGCCCGCAAUUUUUUCGCUGAAGCCAUUGACGAUGUGGAAUUGAUGCGCGAGUAUUUAAGUGAAUCCGCACUGACGGCCAAUUGGACGAGUGAUUUUGAUUCGCUGGACGAAUUGGCAGCAACGUUGGAUUGGCAAGCUCGUAAUUUGACACGGGGCACGACAUCCGUGGAAGCUGGCUUGGGCUAUACGGAUGAUCGACCGAAUCGUCGAAUGGAUCGAUUUGUGGGCUUGGCGCAUCAACCACUCGUGGGAGACCUGUAUACGGAUUUUCUCAUGAUGGAUGCCUUGUCGCCACUGUUGCCGUGGAUUGUCGAUCGCAAGUCGCGAGAAGAUGUGUGGUGGAAAUCGCAUCAAAAUGGGCGAAGCGAAGGAGACAAGAAGGAAUCCUUCAUGUUCGAAUCACUCUACACGGCGGCCUGGGUCGUCAGCAAGGCCGAUGCCGUCGUUUACUACCCGCCAUUGGCAGUCUAUGGACAUCCACUCACCAUGGGAGACGUCGUGGGAGGACAGUACGAUUCCUCCCAAGAUGCAUUUAUUGUCCCCAAUCUACCAGAAAACAAUCCACUGCGACAAGCUUCCUUUACAGCUCCAUAUCCCGACGUGGCUCUGGAAGGAGUCGCACUCAUUACCGCCACGGCUCCGGUCUAUUUCACGGGGCCCUUUCAUGGCUACGACUACAACGACACCUUUGUCGCUUCCUUGGGAGUCGACAUGCAAGUCAAUUCCGUUUCUGCCUUUCUCGAUGUCCUACAAGACAGUCUCACACCGAGUAGUUUUGGCUUGCUCGUCGAUAAGGACUUUCACACCAUUGUCAUUUCCCAACAAGUCGUUCAUCGCAUUUAUCCCGCACGCACGGGCUUUGAAAUGGAUCGGGUCACGUUCGAUUUGGUCGAUGGCAGUAUCGUCAACGAUCGACGCAAUCAAACCUAUUUGCCGUCCGAUACCAUUCUACAACCGCUCACGCUCCUACAAAAUGCCGAUUGGAAGGGACUCUGGGGCACGGUCCGCAAGACAACACCGGGGGAGAGAGAGUUUGUCAAACUCAAUGUCACAUUGACGGGAAAUAGAGAUCCGACCGAAUUUUAUGUCAUGUUUGAAAAUUGGAAUACCGUCGCUGACUGGACGCUAUUGGUAUUUGCACCCACGCGGGAAGUCGACAAUGCCAUUCAAGUGUACAUGAUUACCAAGAGCAACAAUGGACCAACAAUCAUGGGUGGACCGGGAGAGCCAUCUCCGACUGUCACCAUGGAAGGGACGCAGGGGAGCGUCCUGCAGGGGAGCAGUACCAUUAUCAAUGGAGGAAGUCUCGAUGUCCAGUUGGCACUCAAAAGCAUGCCAGACUGGGUGCAAAUCAACGACUAUGCACUAUUUGAGGAGAGCCCGUACAUUUUGCGAUCGGGAGACUAUCUUCCCAUUGACUUUUCCGUCGCCACGGAGUUGCUCGCGACCGGGACGCAAUCCGAUUCGAUAGUCUUUGAAGUGCAAGAUGAUCACUAUCCCGAUUGUUUCUACAGUGCACCCAUUACCAUCCCCUUUUCGGUCCUCGUCACGGCCAAGGAUUGCGGGGACGCUCGUGUGGCAGACAUUCACGGCAAUUGCAUCUGCCAAUCGGGAUCGGUGGAGAUCAAUGAAACGUGCCUUCAAACCGUGGCGCUGGUCAUGGCAUUUGUAGUCCCCAUUUUGGUGCUGGCACUAUUGGCUCUCUUUCUCUAUGUCCGACGCCGGAAACAAAUUGCAGAUUCCAUUUGGGAAAUUGACCCGUCCGACAUUCAUUUUGGAAAGCCAGUCGUCACACUGGGAGAAGGGAGUUUUGGGACCGUCUUGCUGGCAGAGUAUCGUGGCAGCAGUGUGGCGGUCAAGACGAUUCGACCCGUACAAUCCAGACGAAAGCGCCCGGACAUUACCAUUUCUGGUAAAGGAAGUAUUGACACGGCGAGUGGUAUGCAAAAGGGGCUUCAAGAGUCGGAUCGGCCACUUCCUUCCAAAAUUCUCCCAAAGCCGCAGGAAAACUUUUCCGAGAUUACCAACGCAACCGCAACGUCUGGAAUCAGGCCCGCUGCGCUCUGGCGUGGAUCUUCGACGGUUGUGAAACGAAAAAAUCAACGAGAUGACUUCAUCGAAGAAAUUCGGCUCUUGUCCAAGCUACAGCAUCGCAAUAUUGUGUGCGUCAUGGGCGCGGUGGUAAAGGGUAAAUCGUUGCCCAUGAUGGUUCUAGAGUAUAUGGAGCGAGGGAGCCUCUACACCGUUUUGCGGGAUACAGAGAAUACUCAAAUUGAUGGGAGAUUCAUCCUGGACGUGUUAAAGGAUAUCACCCAGGGAAUCAUGUUUCUUCACAAUGCCAAGCCGCACCAGGUCGUCCAUGGGGAUAUUAAAUCGAACAACAUAUUAAUAGAUGGGAGGGGUCGCGCCAAGGUGUCUGAUUUCGGGUCGGGAACUGCUGGCACACCAUUCUUCAUGGCACCUGAGCUGCUUCGGGCAGACACCCCCAGCACCACAGCCUCAGAUGUUUAUGCUCUGGGGAUUCUUCUUUUUGAACUGUAUUCGAGAUCAUCGCCUUAUGAGGGUGGGGAAUACACGGAUGUCGUGGGUAUCUUGAAACAGGUCGCAGACCCUCGGGUGAACUUGCGACCGCCGUUUCCGGAAACAAUGAAGUCUUGUGUUGCGGCCAUGAUGCACGAUUGUCUCGUGGCCAACCCGGAAGAGCGACCGACUAUCGAUGAACUUAGCAAACGAAUAAUUCGCUUCAAAGAGGAAGAUGCAGAAUACAAGGUGGCUCCAGAAGAGAGCCCCGGCAACAAUUUACUCUUUCUCGAUAAGCUGUUCCCUCCCCAUGUUGCCAAGGCCCUUGGUGAAGGACGUUCCGUGGAACCGGAAACAUACGAGACGGCCACUGUAGUCUACUGCGAGAUUGUGGGUUUUGGAGGACUGUCAGCAGAGCUGGCCCCAAUCAAGAUUGCCGAUUUGAUGCACCGACUCUUUGAUCGACUCGAUACGCUUGCAGAUGAGCACCAAGUUUUCAAGAUCGACUUGAGCGGAGGCGGGGCUUGGAUGGGGGCGACCAACUGUGUCCAUGACCAAUCCACUGACCACACAAAGAGAAUCUACCAGUUUGCAAUCAAUGCCGUGCAAGCAGCUGACGAGACUCUCAUCGACGAAGGGCACCCAGAACGAGGCUUUCUGCAGCUUCAAGUUGCGUUUGGUUCGGGACUGGUGCGAGGAAAGGUCGUCGGCAGUCGUGUUCCUCGCUAUUCCUUGUUUGGGCCCACCGUUGAUACGGUUUCCUAUCUUGCCGGCCACAAAUGUGAAGGCGGCAGAAUCGUUUGCACAGAGAGUGCGCAGAGCUUGUUGGAAGAGCAAGCUCCAGAUGUCUCAACCACAGUAAAAGGACGUCUGGGUUCACCUGGUAGUGAUGCCGCGACAAUCUAUUGGGUGAACCCCCCAUCUUUGGCAAUGGAAGAAGAGUCUAGCCAUCAGCUUAGCUCGCAUGAUAGUUAUACUGAGCAAAGCUUGCCUCUUAUUGUGAAUGGCUCCCAACAUUGACAGAACAGUGCAGAAUAAAGCAUCGUCGAUUCUGAUGGUGGCUCUUCGUACUUGUACUUUAGAGUAAACUUUAGCUAUUGUAACGCUGUCCACGGUUUGCAAUCAGCUCUGGCGGGU